Batrachochytrium dendrobatidis JAM81 is the source of this 3182-nucleotide messenger RNA. RefSeq lists its product as uncharacterized. Lineage: Eukaryota; Fungi; Chytridiomycota; Chytridiomycetes; Rhizophydiales. Gene Ontology annotation, molecular function: histone acetyltransferase activity. The coding region runs from base 42 to 3056 and encodes 1004 amino acids. The record is from RefSeq and is a predicted model, not a curated record. The transcript has 7 exons.
GUCUGCUUUCGAGUAAGAAAUUGGUGAAUUAAAGGCAUUGAAUGAAACCGUGCUACUGUGGAGAGCAGACAGAUGACUGUUCAACGCUUUCUGAAGUCACAAAUUUAUUAGAAUGCAGCAAGUGUGGUCAGAGAAUUCAUUCAUAUUGUGUUCAGGCUGUCAAAAUUCCUAUUCUGUUGUAUGGCGACAAGUAUUUCACCUAUUACUGCAAAGACUGCUCGAAAACAUCCACAGACUCAUUUGAACGGCAUUCAGUAUCAUGGUCAGUGCUGUUACAGCUUGUGCUUUACUAUCUACAUGUGAGUCGACCAGCCUGCAACUACUUUCAUAUCAAGGACAUUUAUCAGAUUCUUGACUCGGGCUGGGAAUAUCUGCGAGCUCAAACUGAUCGGCCAGCAAAAUGGAAAUCAAAUGUCGCUGGAGUGAUUUCUACAACCCCAACUAUAUUUAAAUCUGGUGUCAAGGAUAUGGGGCGAGUUGGCUACUGGACGCUGGUAGAGAUCAAACUGCCUAAUCAAAAAGCCCAACGAAAUGCAAUGCAAUCGUUAUCAAGCACUCCAACUGCAAAAUCUGCAUCAGUAAAUCGUAGACCAUUUAGUGGCUCUCCUCUAGAAUCUGGAAUAUCAAGUGAUACUGCUGCUGGUCAGUCUGCAUUAAGAUUUCUGGGAAGUCUAUUAAAAGGAGGCUCUUUAUCGCAUGGAUUGUUACCAUUGGGUUCUACACCUACACAACGUGAACUUGAACUUGCUAGUAGCAUGCUACAAUCUGUCGCGAACCAGAAUCUACGCAAUAUCAAAAACAAACCAGUAUCAAGUGAUUCAUCUGGUUCAUCUGAUUCAUCUGAUUUGGAAGACGACUCAAAUGUGUCUGAUUCAUUGCAAAAUAAUGCCAAUACCAAAGCUUCUUCAUCUCUAAAUGCAUUAAGCCAGUUAAACUCUGCACCAACUCAGUCUAAUCCUGAAGAGUUUGCAUCUUUUCCAGGAUCACUCUUACCCAACUUUUUUUCCAAUUUACAGUCAAUCAUUGCAUCGGCGAUUUUACCAGGAUCUUCGUCAACGCCUCUAUUUGCAGCGACAAAUCGUGUAUCACCACAACAGCAAGCAAUGGCAUCCACUCUUUUUGAAAAAAACGGCAUUGAUGGUUUCAAAUCCGAUUCGAUCCAGCAUGGCACGCCUUUAUCUAGUCCUUUGACUUUUGGAAAUAAUUUGAGCAGUAGUGAUAAUAGUGUAGAUUUAAGUUUUCAAAGUAACAAUUCAGAUUCUGGAAUGAUAGUGUCAGGCAGCGCAGAUACGAGUGGCAUUUUGAAGAUUGAGUCAAAAGCGAGUGUUGGUGCUCCGGAUGAUACAAUGUUGAAAAACUCACCUGACCAAUCUACCUCACUUUCUACUAAAAAGCAUAAACCUUUGCAGAAACCAUUUACAAAACCUAUAGAUACAGUGACACAAGAGGAUGGCAGUGACUCGACCAGAAAGAUCAAGAGUCUAACUAGGCAGAUUAAAAAGGCAGUUGAUACGACCAUAUCUGAUGCUUCAAUUAAUGGCGAGUCUACUGUGAACAACACAAAUACUGUACAAUCACGACACCUGGCAUUGCGUUUAAGCGAAUCAGUGACAGAACAGUCCGAUCAGUUACGUACACCAUCUAUUAAAAAAACUAAAAUGGCACACCGAGUGUCUAAAAAGUUGGCAAAUCAAGUCAUGGACGAUUUUGAAUGUGCGACAGCUGCAUCAGCAUUUAAAGUUGAAGAAGCAGAUACUGUUGGUGAAAAGACUGGGAUGAUCAAUAUGGACGACACCAAAAGGAAGGCUGAGGAAUCUAGUCCAUCGAUGAUAAAGAAACCCAAAGUGGCACAUUCAGUAUCUAAAAAACUCGGUAAUAUGCAAAUGGUGGACUCUGAUCACGAUUUUGAAAAUAGCGAAUGUUCUGCAGAGGAAUUGGGUCAAACCAAUCUAUCGAGUGCACUAUCAUGUAAUAAGGACUUGAAACCCCCAGGCUCUUAUUCUACGGAAUUUCAAGCAACAUCACUAUCAAAUCCGUCCAAAAACUCGGCCAACAGAUUGAUUCAAAAGCCCGCCGCACGACCAAAAUAUCGGUUACUGAGUGUUGCCAACGAAUUUCAAUUACGAUCUCAACUUGAUAUGGUGUCAAAUUUAUCCAACCCAUUGUAUCAGUUUCGACGCAAGCUGAUUAUGCGAAGCCAACGACGAUUGCAAAAUCAUAAAGUGUUUAAUUUGGAUGCAUGGAUGGCUAGAUAUUUUCAGCAAACGCCAGGCGGAGCUACUCCCUUAGUCUUUCCAUCACAGUUACGUGUCCGUAUUCAGAUGCCGAACGGCAUGUGGGAAAGCAUUGCUAUGCCUGAUGAAGAUCCAGCUACUGUUUUGGAACGAUUCAAUGUAGCUAAAGAUAUCUCAAAAACUCUGUACUCAAAAUCUCUGCGAUCGUACAUUUUGGGAAAUCCAAUGCUAAGAGACACGCUUACCGUAUUUGGGAAAAGACAUAGCGCAUAUACGGGGAAAGUGCUUGAGCCAUACAUUAUCCGCAACUACAGUAUAAAUCCUCCAAAGAAGAUGCUUUUGGAGGCAAUCACUUUUUGUGAAAAAGUGCUUCCAAAUGUUUCUGCUUCCAUUGAUCUUGUGUAUUUUCAUGAAAUGCAUGUCAAUGCAGUCAAUGAUAUGUUGUCGCGAGUGUUUUGGCCAGGUAUUGACAUGUCAGAAAGCUUAACCUAUCCAGAUUUUAGCAUUGUUGCCUUGUACAAGCGACUUGUGAUUGGGUGUGCAUUUAUGAAUCCAGAAGGGUAUAUCACGUAUCUAGCAGUUUUACCAGGAUGGCAAGGAUGUGGUAUUGCGAGCAUGAUGCUGUAUCAGCUCAUCAAGAAAGCAAAAGCAGCAUGCCAUGAUAUCUGCCUUCAUGUAUCUGCAAGCAACAAAGCCAUGUUGCUAUACCAAAAAUUCGGAUUCAAGUCUGAAGGGUUUUUUGUUGGAUUUUAUUCAAAUUAUUUUCCAAAAGACUCAAAAGAGUGUCCAAAUGCUAUAUUUCUUCGACUUCGGAUUCGUUGAGCGAAGCCUGUUGUGUUUACACGAUUCAAAAGCCUAUUAUAGCUCUCGCUUGAUCAAAAUGACUCUUAUUGCUUGUAGUUUUAAACCAUACCCAUUCCGAGCAUCUAAUACAUUUAUUACAAAUCU